Messenger RNA from Lutra lutra (Eurasian river otter), 2711 nucleotides. It is a transcript of the gene CASP8, whose product is annotated as caspase 8. The record is from RefSeq and is a predicted model, not a curated record. NCBI's taxonomy places the organism in Eukaryota, Metazoa, Chordata, Mammalia, Carnivora, Mustelidae. The transcript is spliced from 10 exons. Gene Ontology annotation, biological process: apoptotic process; proteolysis; negative regulation of extrinsic apoptotic signaling pathway via death domain receptors. Bases 503 to 1945 code for a protein of 480 amino acids. Gene Ontology annotation, molecular function: protein binding; cysteine-type endopeptidase activity.
UUGGGACUUGUUUUUUUUUUUUUUUUUUUUUUUUUUUUUAAAGCCCUGCUGAAUUCACUAGUAAAUUUUGAAUGUGGAGAACAGGAAGUGAGUCCACUGAGGGAGGCAGAAGGUGGCCUUAUCGAAAGUAAAAGAAAACUUCUUCCUGGAGGUGUUUCCAUCCACACUCUCCUCAUCCCCACCCUCUUUCAAGGGAUUUUUCUCUGGCUGGGUGGACAGGCCUUAGGAGUCUGUGACGUUAGACCGCUCAGGGGUCUUGGCAUCGGGUGCUCUGUGGAUGUCGCUGGGACAGGGGGACCAGCAUCAAAUGGGGUUUGUACUACCUCGUGAGGUGGUACUGCGGAUUUAAUGAGAUAAUACAUGUUAACUGCUUGCGGCUGUGCCUGGCGCUACGAAGUUCUCAGAGAUAACAGGCCUGUGAAGAAGCUGCUGCCUCUGUACCGUGAGGGUCCCAGGACUGGCUUCUUUGGCUACCACAACCCUCUCCUGACACUUGGGCAACAUGAAUUUUAGUAAAUGCCUCUAUAAUAUUGGAGAACAGCUGGACAGUGACGAGCUGGCCUCCCUCAAAUUCCUGAGCAUGGACUACAUCCCCCAGAAGAAGCAGGAGCCCAUCAAGGAUCCCCUGAUGUUAUUCCAGAGACUCCAGGAAAAGAGACUGUUGGAGGAAAACAACCUGUCCUUCUUAAAGGAGUUGCUUUUUCGGAUCAACAGACUGGACCUGCUAGUCACCUACCUGGACACCAGCAAGCAGGAGAUGGAGCAAGAGCUUCGGAUCCCGGGCAGAGCCCAGAUCUCUGCUUACAGGGUCAUGCUUUUUCAGAUUUCAGAAGAUGUAAGCAAAUUGGAAUUGAAGUCCUUUAAGUUUCUUUUGAGCCAGGAGAUCUCUAGAUGUAAACUGCACGAUGAUUUGAACUUGUUUGAUAUUUUCAUAGAGAUGGAGAAGAGGGUCAUCCUCGGGGAAAGAAAUUUGGACACCCUGAAAAGAAUCUGUGACCAAAUAAACAGGAGCCUGCUGAAGAAAAUCACGGAUUAUGAAGAAUUAAGCCAAGAGCAAACAAUGAUCCCUCAAAGAAGUCUAGAUGAAAUUUCAAAUGAUAUGUCUCAGUUGCUUGUAGGGGAGAAAUCCCUGAGGGUACCGCCAAUGUCGGACUCUCCAAGAGAACAGAACUGUGAAUCAGAGACAUCGGAAAAAGUUUACCAAAUGGAAAGCAAACCUCGAGGAUAUUGUUUGAUCUUUAACAAUUAUGACUUUAGCAUAGCACGGAAGCAAGUGCCCAAACUUCACAGCAUUAAGGAUAGGAAUGGAACAGACUUGGAUGCAGAUGCUUUGUGUCAGACCUUUAGUGAGCUUCAUUUUGAGAUUGUGCCUUUCAGAGACUCUACAGCUAAGAAAAUCUGUGACAUUCUCAAAUCCUACCAAAGCAUGGACCACACUACCAGGGACUGCUUCAUCUGCUGCAUCCUCUCCCAUGGAGACAAGGGCAUCAUCUAUGGCUGUGAUGGACAGGAAGUCCCCAUCUAUGAGUUGACCUCUUACUUCACUGGUUCUAAGUGCCCUUCCCUUGCAGGCAAGCCCAAAAUCUUUUUUAUUCAGGCUUGUCAAGGGGAUAACUACCAGAAAGGGAUAGCUGUUGAGACCGACUCCGAACAGAAUGAAGCCUGUUAUGAAUCGGACUCCUGUCAGAAGAGCUAUAUCCCAGACGAUGCUGACUUUCUGCUGGGGAUGGCCACUGUGAAUAAUUGUGUUUCCUACCGAAACCCCAUGGAGGGAACAUGGUAUAUCCAGACGCUUUGCCAGAGCCUGAGAGAAAGAUGUCCUAGGUAUUUUUUGCCUACUCUGUCCUUCAUUUUUUCUAAAUUUCUAGUUAUGACACAGCUGUACUUCCCAGCUCAGUUGCAAAGUGGGAGAGGGGGGCAAAUGUUAACAUCUUUAUAUUCAUAGCUGGAAAAAUCAGAGACACUUUCUGCACAGUUUCUUUUAUUUAGUGCCCGAAAGGACAGUUGGGGUGUCCUAAAGUAGGGAAUGAUGGUAAAGUCAGUCCAGCUCUGUUUUUAGGCAGAAACACGACUGAGCCAACUCAACUAGUUUCGGAAGUCUUCCAACGAGGUAAUAACCCAUUUCAGUGUUUAACAUCCUCCAGCUCUUAAAGUUCUAUCAUAGCUAAUCAGUCCUCUUGAUGUGUUGUGGGAGAUGAGUACCAAAGAGUAGAAACCCUUUAUUUUCCCACUAAUUUGGCCUGAUGUGAAGCCACAAAAUGUGAGGAAAAUAUCCUUCCCUCACUUAUUAUACCCUAUGCUGCUUCCUUUAGUUAAAUGAUGGUUUUGUAGUCAUAGUUCACCCAGAGGCACACAUGACCGACGGGUGAAUAGCAAGACCUCUUCUAGCUCUGUAGCUUUUCGUGCUGUAAGGGUAUGAAGAAUGAGAACUUCCCAUGGCCGAUCAGGAACUGAACCAUAACAUCAAUACCAUCUUUUCCGUUUGUAAGUUAGACCUUGAAUCCUACAGAGGUAGAGGAACAGGUUGCCCAGCUCACCUGCUAGGGAGGCUGGCGAGGAAGGGGGGAGCAGCUGCAGGGGACACUGGGUUUCCCUUGCCAGAUGUGAUCAACGGUCACACAAGUUGUAUGAGAUAUAACAUCAGGUAAGGACUUAUUUAUUUUUUUUUAAAAGAUUUUAUUUAUUUAUUUGACAGAGAGAGAUCAUAAGUA